AUGACAUCCUUCAUUGCAGUGCUUUUGGCUGUCUUGUAUGCCACGUUCGCGUUUGGCGAUUCAUGCCCUGUUAUCACACAACAGCUCAGCGAUCCACCUUAUGAGAACUACUUCUACUCUGACUGCAACACCGACGCCCAAGUCGUUGUAACAAGCCCUCUUCCGGAUAGUAAUCUGUCAAUCAUCGGUCCACGGCUCAUUGUUGCGUGGCCUGCGGGGAACAGCGGUAUAUGCACCUUCUUCCAACCCCAAGAUGAGAAGAAUGGAACUCUAGCUAUUGAGCUGAUCAAUUCGACUCUCGGAUCGCCACUCGGUGUGAUCAAUCGUGAAGAAAAAGGAUCCGACUAUCCCUAUGUUGGAGUCGAGGGCGUUCUGUCGUUCAACUCGUCGGCGAACCUCACAGUUGCUAUCCUCGGUAGUAUCCGCAACAUCCGAGACUUCACUGAGGGGCCGAGUAUCAUCAAUCCGGUGAUACAGAAUGCCACAAACGUCACGAGAGUGAAAAGUGGUGGUGUGCUCAUCUCAAGGCUAUGGUUGGAUAAUGUGACGACGACGAGCCUGUUGCUGGAGCCAUGGCAAAAUAAGGAUAGCAGCCUGUCGAUCUACAACGACACCGUUAGUUUUGGUGCAGGUUUCUACAAAUUUUCGGCAUCUUUCAAUUAUCCUCAACUGAAGCAAUUAUCUCCCCAACAGGUCCUCAACAACCAGUCGCAGGCUCUUGCUGAAAAAGAGCAGUCUGAGGUCAGGUCGUUGUCCUUCUUCUCGUAUACCGACAAGCUGCUCGCAGGUGGCUGGCGUUUCUUAACGUACUUUGGCCGCGACACCAUGAUCGCCGCGCUUCUGCUCGAACCCGUCCUCAGUGCGGGGAAUAGCUCGGCUCUGGAAGCAGUCAUCGGCGCGGUCUUGGAACGGAUCAAUCGCACCGACGGGUCGGUUUGCCACGAGGAGACCAUCGGGGACUACGCAACACUUCUGAACUUACAGAACGGCAUUGAUUCGACGGCACCAGGGUUCACCUAUCCCAUGAUUGAUACAGACUACUUCUUGCCAGUCCUCAUGGAUCGCUAUUUCAGCGCUACACCAAAGCGAGUUAAACCAUUGCUUAGCACAAAGGCUGGCGAAGUUGAUGUCGAGAAUCGGAAUCUGACAUGGGGCAAUUUGAGCUACAUCAACGCACAGAAGAUUAUAAACAUCACAGCAGCGUUUGAGAAAGAACAGUCGGUGAAGAACUUGAUCCAGCUCAAGAAGGGUGAGCUGGUAGGCCAAUGGAGAGACUCAACUUAUGGUCUUGCCAAUGGACGCAUACCCUUCGACGUAAACUGCGCUCUCGUCCCAGCGGCACUGUACGCCAUUUCCAACUUGGCCAAGGUUGAAGGGGUGUAUCCCAAUAAUUCUGUGACCAAGGAUUGGAGUUCCGUCGCGGCGAAGAGGGCUAAGAUCUGGGAGGACCAUACCCUGCACUUGUUCCAGUACAAUCUCACUGUUGAUACGGCUACUUCAAACUUGAAGGACUACGUCAAGGAGAACACCUUCUACGACGGCUCGACUCAUGCAGAUUCAGUUUCUAACUACUCAACUUCUGGGAAAGUCGUUGACUACGCUCUGGCCAUCAACACUACCAAGGAUGAGGAGAAGAUACGCAUCACGCACACUGACACGGCAUUCCGUCUGUUUCUUCUCAACUCAACCAACGAUUCCCAGCUCACGACCUUCUUGAACGCAACAGCCAACGCCAUCCUCCGCCCAUUCCCAGCCGGUCUCAGUACUCCCCUCGGCAUUGUGGUUGCAAAUCCAGCACUAGCAGGCAACGAGAUAUUCACUGCCAACUUCACCAACGCCGCGUAUCACGGCACUGUAGUCUGGAGCUGGCAACUCGCCCUCAUGGCUAAAGGUCUUGAGCGUCAGCUUGCAAGAUGUUCAUCAUCACAAUCCAAGGAUGACGAUAAUGUUCCUGCGUUUUGCAGCAAUACUGGGGUGCACACAGCUCUAAAGAGCGCAUAUAAUCGUUUAUGGGAUAUCAUCGAGGAUAAUGGCGAGAGGUUGCAGUCAGAGGUCUGGAGCUGGAGUUACAGUUCGAAGAAUGGUUACAAGUUCGCGCCUUUAGGCACUUUGCCGCCCCCUCCGGGACUGAGCUCUGGAACGGAGAGUAAUGUUCGGCAGUUGUGGAGUUUGACAUUCUUGGCUGUGAAGAGGAACAAGGACUUUGUGUAG
Messenger RNA from Fusarium odoratissimum NRRL 54006, 2211 nucleotides. RefSeq lists its product as uncharacterized. The transcript has a single exon. Lineage: Eukaryota; Fungi; Ascomycota; Sordariomycetes; Hypocreales; Nectriaceae. The record is from RefSeq and is a predicted model, not a curated record. Bases 1 to 2211 code for a protein of 736 amino acids.